AUCGCAACUCAUACUAGAACAUACAGCAUUUCACAAGACACAACAUAAGCAAUAGCCAUGGGAGCUGUGAAGCAUACAUUGAAAAUGCUUUCAUGGCUCCUACUCUUCGCACAAUUGGCUGCGGCCACCACCUCCAAGUGCACAAAUGCCACAAAUGGGACUGAGACUGACAGCCUGGGUGCAAUGAAACUGAAGCUGAUUGCCAUUGCAUCCAUCCUCACAGCUGGAGCAGCUGGUGUGCUAGUGCCAGUACUUGGCCGCUCCAUGGCCGCGCUACAUCCUGAUGGUGACAUUUUUUUCGCUGUCAAGGCAUUUGCAGCCGGUGUCAUCCUGGCCACGGGCAUGGUCCACAUUCUGCCAGCAGCAUUUGAUGGGCUGACAUCCCCAUGCCUCUACAAAGGUGGCAGUGGUGGGAACAUUUUCCCCUUUGCAGGACUCAUUGCAAUGUCUGCUGCAAUGGCCACUAUGGUGAUAGACUCACUAGCUGCUGGGUACUACCGCCGGUCUCACUUCAAGAAGGCACGGCCAAUCGACAUCCUAGAGAUCCAUGAACAACCAGGAGAUGAGGAAAGGUCUGGGCAUGCACAACAUGUGCAUGUGCACACCCAUGCAACACAUGGGCAUUCACACGGAGAGGUGGAUGUCAUCAGUUCACCAGAGGAGGCUUCAAUAGCUGACACGAUCCGGCACAGGGUGGUAUCUCAGGUCCUUGAGCUCGGAAUUUUGGUGCAUUCAGUGAUAAUUGGGGUGUCCUUAGGUGCAUCUGUGAGGUCAUCGACCAUAAGGCCUCUUGUUGGUGCCCUUAGCUUCCAUCAAUUCUUUGAAGGCAUUGGCCUGGGUGGUUGCAUUGUGCAGGCAAAUUUCAAGUUGAGGGCUACCGUCAUGAUGGCAAUUUUUUUCUCCCUGACUGCACCCAUUGGCAUUGCAUUAGGGAUUGGAAUUUCAUCAAGCUACAAUGGCCAUAGCACUACAGCGUUCAUUGUUGAAGGAGUGUUCAACUCAGCCUCAGCAGGAAUUUUGAUCUACAUGUCAUUAGUCGAUCUUCUGGCCACAGAUUUCAAUAAGCCCAAACUGCAGACGAAUACAAAGCUUCAGCUGAUGACAUAUCUUGCACUUUUCUUAGGUGCAGGGAUGAUGUCCAUGCUUGCUAUAUGGGCAUAGAUUUUCAGACCAUCAAAGGAUGGCUAGAGUUGAAGAAAUAAGUUUAUUUGUCCAAGAGUUCUCCAUUUUCUCAAACAAGAUGCCCUUGGUGAAGGGUUCAUCAUAUUAAUCCACGAGUUCUCCAUCUUCCGUACGAUAUAGCCUCAGAUAGUCCUUUUGUACUUCAUAAUGUGAGAUUACAUGAUUUGUCAUUUGUUGGCAUAGUCCAUUAUCCUAAAGCUAUGAUAGUCAUUAGCUGUGGUUCAUGUGCUGAACAUUCAGUCAUAAAGACAGAGCUAAGCCAAUUCUA
Messenger RNA from Zea mays, 1450 nucleotides. RefSeq names its product zinc transporter 1. NCBI's taxonomy places the organism in Eukaryota, Viridiplantae, Streptophyta, Magnoliopsida, Poales, Poaceae. Gene Ontology annotation, cellular component: plasma membrane. The record is from RefSeq and is marked validated. Gene Ontology annotation, biological process: zinc ion transmembrane transport. Gene Ontology annotation, molecular function: zinc ion transmembrane transporter activity.